GACCUGGAUAUUGAAACCUCCAAGGGAAAUAAAAUACCUAUGACUCCAAAAAUCUUCAAAAAUGGAAAGGAAGAGUUCCCCAUUUCAGAAAUGGAGGAGAAUGCAGAUGAAGACGUUAUCCAGACAAAGUCUCAUGUGGAAAAUGCAAACCCACUGGACACAGUCAGAGGUGAAUGGGCAGAAGAGGUUGCAGAGUUAGUGACGUCGUUAGUUGUUAAUGCUGAAGAAAGAGGAAAACCCUCUGAUCUCCUUGGAACACUGGCUGUUAAGCAGUUUUCAACAAAGAGACAAAGUCUCAAAACUCUAGAGAGUCUGUGUGCUUCAGAGAAUAAUGGGGAUAUGAAAAAAUUUGAGCUAGAUCUAGAGUCACUGUCCAGGACACAUGAAGAGCUAAAAGAGACUGCCUCUGAAAGUGAAGAGGAGCUGCAUCAAACACAUAGUGCAGGUGAAUCUGUAGGUUGUGGAUCAGGCCUAAGUCUUGCCCCAGAAAAAGGAGAGCCAGAGGAAUCGUGGACAUCCCCAGAACUCUUUCUCUUGGAUAAAGAAUUUACUGACUUGCCAACACCAAAAGCUAAUGAGAAAAAAUACUCCCUGUCAUCUUUGCUGGAAUCUUGUCAACAGCUGAAGGAAAUGGCAUCAGCGAUACAUGAAAUUCCAUUAGACUUAAUACAUGCAUUGAAGG
Acanthisitta chloris (rifleman) is the source of this 682-nucleotide messenger RNA. RefSeq lists its product as uncharacterized. Lineage: Eukaryota; Metazoa; Chordata; Aves; Passeriformes; Acanthisittidae. The record is from RefSeq and is a predicted model, not a curated record. The annotation marks the transcript as partial. The transcript is spliced from 3 exons.